AUGACCAUACUAAAUACUUAUGCAGUAGUCCUGUGUGAGUCCCAAACGGUACCCUGUUCACUACUGUUGAACAGGGCCCCUAGGACUCUGGACACAAGUAGUUCACUACUGUUGAACAGGGCCCCUAGGACUCUGGACACAAGUAAUUCCCUACUGUUGAACAGGGCCCCUAGGACUCUGGACACAAGUAAUUCCCUACUGUUGAACAAGGCCCCUAGGACUCUGGACACAAGUAGUUCCCUACUGUUGAACAGGGCCCCUAGGACUCUGGACACAAGUAGUUCCCUACUGUUGAACAGGGCCCCUAGGACUCUGGACACAAGUAGUUCACUAUGGUUGAACAGGGCCCCUAGGACUCUGGACACAAGUAGUUCACUACUGUUGAACAGGGCCCCUAGGACUCUGGACACAAGUAGUUCCCUACUGUUGAACAGGGCCCCUGGGCCUCUGGACACAAGUAGUUCACUACUGUUGAACAGGGCCCCUAGGACUCUGGACACAAGUAGUUCACUACUGUUGAACAGGGCCCCUAGGACUCUGGACACAAGUAGUUCACUACUGUUGAACAGGGCCCCUAGGACUCUGGACACAAGUAGUUCACUACUGUUGAACAGGGCCCCUAGGACUCUGGACACAAGUAAUUCCCUACUGUUGAACAGGGCCCCUAGGACUCUGGACACAAGUAAUUCCCUACUGUUGAACAAGGCCCCUAGGACUCUGGACACAAGUAGUUCCCUACUGUUGAACAGGGCCCCUAGGACUCUGGACACAAGUAGUUCCCUACUGUUGAACAGGGCCCCUAGGACUCUGGACACAAGUAGUUCACUAUGGUUGAACAGGGCCCCUAGGACUCUGGACACAAGUAGUUCACUACUGUUGAACAGGGCCCCUAGGACUCUGGACACAAGUAGUUCCCUACUGUUGAACAGGGCCCCUGGGCCUCUGGACACAAGUAGUUCACUACUGUUGAACAGGGCCCCUAGGACUCUGGACACAAGUAGUUCCCUACUGUUGAACAGGGCCCCUAGGACUCUGGACACAAGUAGUUCACUAUGGUUGAACAGGGCCCCUAGGACUCUGGACACAAGUAGUUCCCUACUGUUGAACAGGGCCCCUAGGACUCUGGACACAAGUAGUUCACUACUGUUGAACAGGGCCCCUAGGACUCUGGACACAAGUAGUUCACUACAAAGGGGCUAG
Molecule: messenger RNA, 1200 nt
Organism: Salvelinus namaycush (lake trout)
Lineage: Eukaryota; Metazoa; Chordata; Actinopteri; Salmoniformes; Salmonidae
Exons: 3
Coding region: 1-1200 (399 amino acids)
Source: RefSeq, a predicted model, not a curated record